CGCGAACGAAGGUUAUAAAAGCCGGUCCUGGUUCCGCCGCUGUUUCAGUUCCAAAAAGAUUCCCAAAAGGGUUUUGAUAGCAGGAUGGCCAGCAGCAGCAGCACGGUUACAGAAGUCGGCGGUUACAAGUUGGGAAAGGUCCUCAUCGAAGGGAAGACCAAGCAGGUAUACGACGUUCCUUCGGUGCCGGGACAUUGCAUCCUCCUCAGCAAGGACAGGAUCACAGCUGGAGAUGGCGUAAAGUCGCACAGCUUGACCGGCAAAGCUGCCAUUUCCAAUAAAACCAACGCCAAAGUCUUCGAAAUCCUCAAUUCCGUGGGUAUGAAGACGGCUUUCGUGAAGAUCGCCUCUGAAAAUGCGUUCCUUGCGAAGAAAUGCGAGAUGAUCCCGAUCGAGUGGGUGACCCGUCGUCUGGCAACAGGUUCUUUCUUGAAGCGCCAUCCGGGUGUUGCCGAAGGCUACCGAUUCUCACCGCCGAAGCACGAGACUUUCUUCAAGGAUGACGCCAACCACGACCCUCAAUGGUCUGAAGAGCAGAUCAUUGCAGCAGGGUUCAAGUUCAACGGACGCCUUAUCGGACCUGCUGAAGUGGAGAUUAUGCAGACCAUGAGUAUCCUCGUUUUCGAAGUCCUGGAGAAGGCUUGGGCUCAUCGCAACUGCGCCCUCAUCGAUAUGAAGAUCGAGUUUGGAGUUGACGAGAACGGUAACAUCCUUCUCGCAGAUAUCAUCGACUCUGACUCUUGGAGGCUGUGGCCGUCCGGCGACAAGAGGCUGAUGGUGGAUAAACAGGUGUACCGCAACUUGGCUACCGUCACCGACUCCGAUCUGGACACGGUGAAGAGGAACUUCGAAUGGGUGGCCGAACAGCUGGACCAUCUGACUCCCGCCAACGAUUACCUGGUGGCCAUCCUCAUGGGUAGCCCCUCCGACAUGGAGCACUGCAAGAAGAUCUCGAAGCACUGCGCCGAGUUGGGUCUGAACGUCGAGAUUAGGGUCACGUCUGCACACAAGGGUACGAAGGACACCCUGAAGAUCAUCCGCCACUACGAGUCGCUGCCGAUGAAGAUCAUCUUCAUCGCGGUCGCCGGAAGGUCGAACGGUCUUGGACCGGUGAUCAGCGGAAACUCCAGCUGUCCGGUCAUCAAUUGUCCACCUGUUAACACCGAGAACGUCGGCAUGGACAUCUGGUCCAGUCUGAACGUUCCCUCGGGUCUCGGCUGCAGCACCGUCAUCUAUCCGGAGAGUGCCGCCUUAGGUUGCGCCCAAAUCGUUGCACUGAAUAAUUACGUUAUUUGGAGCAAACUCAGGGUGAAACAGUAUAAUGCCUACGUCUCAUUGAAGAUGGCCGAUUGUCAGCUUCCACGCUUCAUGUAAUACUAAUACUAACUUUGUUAAAUAAAAAUAUUUUUGUUAUUAUACAAACC
Messenger RNA from Nicrophorus vespilloides, 1424 nucleotides. It is a transcript of the gene Paics, whose product is annotated as multifunctional protein ADE2. The transcript has 4 exons. Gene Ontology annotation, molecular function: phosphoribosylaminoimidazolesuccinocarboxamide synthase activity. The record is from RefSeq and is a predicted model, not a curated record. The coding region runs from base 85 to 1374 and encodes 429 amino acids. Lineage: Eukaryota; Metazoa; Arthropoda; Insecta; Coleoptera; Silphidae. Gene Ontology annotation, biological process: 'de novo' IMP biosynthetic process.